Molecule: messenger RNA, 1070 nt
Organism: Colias croceus (clouded yellow)
Lineage: Eukaryota; Metazoa; Arthropoda; Insecta; Lepidoptera; Pieridae
Product: lysozyme-like
Exons: 4
Coding region: 91-564 (157 amino acids)
Molecular function (GO): lysozyme activity
Source: RefSeq, a predicted model, not a curated record
AAGGCCACGACCAAUGUCAGUCGAAAGAAGUGCGCGUGAGCAUCUGACGCUUUACUAGUUAUUAAAAUUAUUUAUAAGUUUUUUUCCGAAAUGGCUUCAGCCUUAAUCAAGUUCAGUGCCUUGUUGAUGCUGAUCAGCGCCUGCGCAGCUGAUGUCGGUGAAGUACUAGCCCAGAGCCCAGUAACAGAAGUAUGCCUUGGCUGCAUAUGCCAAGCGGUGUCGGGUUGCAAGCAAGGCACACAGUGUGAUGGAGACGCGUGUGGGCUGUUCCGCAUAACAUGGGCGUACUGGGCUGAUGCUGGGAAACCAGUUCUGCCUGGACGCACCAUUGACUCUCCUGAUGCUUACGCCAGCUGUGCCAACGAUCCUCAGUGUGCUGCUCUCACCGUCCAGGGCUACAUGAGGCGCUUCGGACAGGACUGCAACAACGACGGUGUGGUUAACUGCUACGAUUACAUGGCAAUCCACAAACUGGGAGGCUACGGAUGCAAGGGAGAUCUUCCCUUCCAAUAUGUCAACGUAUUCCAGCAAUGUAUUGCAGCGGUUGCAGCUCACCAAGGAUAAAUAUUGCCAUAUCAAAAAAUCGUACAAGACGAACAGCUGUAGUCUAUAGUCAUAGUCAUGUCAAUAAAAAAAAGAAAGAACAAAAUUGGCGCCAAAAAUAAUGUGUCAAAUUAAAUGAUGAAAAAAUGAAUGUAGAGAUUAUAUUGUACUGUUGCGAUACGAGUCUGUAAAUUUAAGAAAUGUAUUUGUAAUUAGUUAUUAAGAAAAUGAUUUUAAAUAAAUUAAAAUACGUAAAAUUUUGUAGACACCUAUUUAUUCAAGGUUUUUAAGUACUUAAUUGCGAUACAUUUUAAUUAUUGUGUUUAUAUACGUGCAAAAUAUUAUCGACAAACGAAUAAACGUCUAAAAGAAUAACCAUGUUUUAUUCCAGUACAAUAUAUUUAUUAUUUUAUCCCUUUUUACAUUAAUCAAUAAUAAUAGCACCUUAUUAUUUUAAGUACUUGUACAAAAGCUAUUUUAAAGUGGUAGAGGUUAACGACGAAGUUAAUAAAUGUGUAUUAUCUUUA